Molecule: messenger RNA, 1925 nt
Organism: Rana temporaria (common frog)
Lineage: Eukaryota; Metazoa; Chordata; Amphibia; Anura; Ranidae
Gene: HTR3B
Product: 5-hydroxytryptamine receptor 3B
Exons: 9
Coding region: 153-1652 (499 amino acids)
Biological process (GO): monoatomic ion transmembrane transport; chemical synaptic transmission; signal transduction
Cellular component (GO): synapse; neuron projection; postsynaptic membrane
Molecular function (GO): transmembrane signaling receptor activity; neurotransmitter receptor activity; extracellular ligand-gated monoatomic ion channel activity
Source: RefSeq, a predicted model, not a curated record
GUAUCUCCUGUUCUUUCAUCUUGGAAAAGAUGAAAUCAGUCUUUUAAUAGGAUUACUCAGAACAAGGAGGGUAAAUGGACAGUAAUCAUUUUCAGGUAACAGUAGACUUUUCAUCUGUCUACAGGCCUUGAGGUGUUUGUAUAUGGCUUUGUAUGGCUGCUACUAGCUUCUUAGCCUCAAGCCGCACAUCGUGUUCCAGCUCCAAAAUCUUCCAUCAGAUGGCAUUUACACUUUUUACUAUACUGAUCAUUUUUAUAUCAGAGUCCUUUACUGAUAACUUUUCACAAAGGAAGAAUUCAAGUUUACUUUACUUGACAAGAAAUCUCUUGGUGAACUACAGCAAAGGUGUCAGACCAGUGAAGAACUGGACACAGACUACGACGGUGUACAUUGAUCUCUUCGUCCACGCAGUAUUAGAUGUUGAUGGACAAAAUCAAAAGCUGACAACUAGUAUCUGGUAUCGACAGAUGUGGAAAGAUGAAUUUCUAUCAUGGAACUCCAGUCAGUUUGAUGGAAUUGGAGAAAUCUCCCUCCCGCUUAAUGUCAUUUGGGUGCCUGACAUUGUCAUUAAUGAAUUUGUUGAGGAUGGAAAGUCGCCCGAUUUGCCCUAUGUCUAUGUGAGCUCCUCUGGGACCAUCAGAAACAACAAGCCUAUGCAAGUGGUGUCAGCAUGUAGCCUGGAGACCUAUGCCUUCCCCUUUGAUAUACAGAACUGCAGCCUGACUUUUAGCAGCUGCUUACAUACAGUGAAUGAUCUGAAUCUCUCUAUCUGGAGGAGUUAUGAGGAAAUUAGGAAUGACAAAAGCAUAUUUCUUGAUGAUGGAGAAUGGGAGCUUCUAGCUGUUCCUUCUACUUAUGAGAUCCUACACACUCAUGGCGGCAGCUUUGCUCAGGUCCAGUUUAAUCUUGUUAUCCGCCGGCGCCCUCUUCUGUAUAUUGUAGGCAUCCUCUUGCCCAGCAUUCUUCUCAUGUUUGUAGACCUCAUGAGCUUUUACCUGCCCCCGGACAGUGGAACCCGAAUCAUGUUCAAAACCACCAUUCUUGUGGGCUAUACAGUCUUCAGAGUGAAUAUGGCAGAUGAACUGCCAGCUACCACUUUAAGUGUUCCAUUAAUCGGUGUAUUCUUUAUGGUUUUCAUGGUCCUAAUGGUGCUGAGUCUUGGCAAAUCUAUAAUGGUGGUAAAGUUUCUUCAUUUUGACAAGGAAGGAUCUGAAAGUCUUCUGAUAUCCCGAUGCCGAAUGCUGACUCAAGAGAGACAGGAUGACCAUGAAGAAAACACAGAGGAUCACUCUAUAAGUUCAACCAAUGAAACAGGAGGUGAUACAGUUAUGUCAUUUCUGAAAAUGAAAGGCCUUAACAGCAAUUCACAAAUGUAUUCCGUUAAGGAAAGCAUUUGCGGUGUCGAUGAAGUAUUCCAGAGCCCUGCAAUAGUCGAGGACCAUCUGUUGAAGCACAUCCUGCAGGAGGUGGCCUCCAUCCGUACCUAUGUACAAGGAAUGGAGUCAGAGGAAGCCUGGCACACCCACUGGCUCGGCCUAUGUUACAGAUUAGACAGCCUUAUGUUUAGAGCCUACCUACUGCUCUUUUCAACCUAUGCAACUACUCUGUGCCUCCUAUGGUGGUCAUGGAGCUCAUAUGUAGUAUCAACAUGAAACAAUAUACCAUGAACUGUUCAGCUACUUGGGUACAAUAUUAUCACCAUUAUUUAAUUCUCUUUAACAAAUUAAUACUUUGAAGGAACUCCUCUUACGUUUUAGAUCCCUGUCCAACAAGUUAAAACAAGAGCCAGUCAUGCACUCCUUAGGCUUGACAUAUGGGGCAACAUUGCAGGGACGUCAGUGGCUGGUAUCAGAGGCAGAUACACACAGGUUACAUACUCUGCAAUCAUAAGAGCGAGAGCAAUAAUUCUAGCACUAGACCUCCUC